GGUUCGCUGCUCUCGCUCAGCUCAGUACCGAACCAGUAUUCGCGAGUGAAUCACGCAGCUUUUUUUUUUCGAACGGCUCGGCUCCUAUCGGGGAGAAAAUUUAUAACUAAGCUAAUAUUUAGUACCGACUUGAGCUUAGUCCGGGUCGGAAGUUGCUAGUGCCAACGCGUCAAAGUGCCGGAAAUAAUCUGCCUUUUUAAGAAUUGUGCCUAUAGUUAUUAGGAGUGAGACCAUUUUUUGAUAGUUUUAAACCAAAUUUGAGUGUUUAGAAGAAAAAAAAUGCACCCAGCAUUCGACGAUGCAGGAACCAGUGCUGGCCUUCUGGUUUGGAGAAUUGAGAACUUCGAACCGGUCCCGGUUCCGCCAAAGACGUACGGGAAAUUCUACACCGGUGACUCGUACAUAGUGUUGAAUACCAAACAAUCCAAGAGCGGUGUGCUGUCCUGGGACAUUCACUUCUGGCUGGGUCUGGAGACCACCCAGGAUGAGGCCGGUUCCGCAGCGAUCCUCAGCGUCCAGCUAGACGAUCGUCACAACGGUGCACCGAUUCAGCACCGCGAGGUUCAAGAUCACGAGUCGAGUCUGUUCCUGAGUUACUUCAAGGGUGGAGUCCGGUACGCCGACGGAGGCGUCAAGAGUGGCUUCAACGAGGUCGAAACCAACGCCGCCGGUGAGCGGCGCCUGUUCCAGGUCAAGGGCUCGAAAAACGUACGCGUGCGGCAGGUCCCGAUUGGAAUCGGUUCGAUGAACAAGGGUGACUGUUAUAUUUUGGACGGCGGGCAUGAAAUCUACGUGUAUGUGGGCCCAAGGGCGAAGCGCGUUGAGAAGAUCAAGGCGAUCGCGGCCGCGAGCCAAAUUCGCGACCAGGACCAUGCGGGCCGGGCCAAUGUGCACAUUAUCGACGAGUUCGCUAGCAACGCUGAACAACAGGAGUUCUUCACCGUGCUGGGUGAGGGAUCUCCGGACGAGGUUGCGGAUGAAUCCGAGAGCGAUGAGCAGUACGAGAAGAACGCGUGCACCACCGUUGCGCUGUAUCACGUUUCGGAUGCCGACGGAAGUCUCCAGAUCAAGCCGGUUGGCGAGCGUCCGCUGAAGCAGAGCAUGCUGGACUCGGACCAGGAUUGCUACAUUUUGGACACCGGAUCAUCGGGGAUCUACGUUUGGGUUGGAAAGGGAGCAACCGCCCAGGAACGAUCACAGUCCAUGAUCAAGGCACAGGAGUUCAUCACCAGCAAGGGUUACCCGAUGCAUACCCAGGUUCAAAGGGUGAUCGAGAACGGUGAAACUACCGACUUCAAGCAGUACUUUGCUAGUUGGCAGGACAAGGGCAUCAGCCACAGCCACCUGAUCAAGGCAGCAAUGGAUGAGGACAGUUCAACCGAUGGUGAUGAUCGUGAAUUCGACCCGGAGAUCCUGCACAUGUUCAAGAAGAACGGAGGUCGUGCACUCGGAUUCAUGCCGGACAAUGGUCAGGGAGAAGCUGAGGUUUGGCGCGUAGAGAACUUCCAACUAGUCCCGGUAGAACCACAAACCUACGGAAUGUUCUUCGGCGGAGACUCGUACGUGAUCAAGUACGAGUACCGUAACAAGCACGGCGGUCACGGAUACAUCAUCUACUUCUGGCAGGGUAAGCAGUCCUCAACCGAUGAGAAGGCUUCCGCGGCCAUGCACGCGGUCCGCUUGGACAACGAACUCAACGGCAAAGCCGUCCAAGUUCGCGUUACCCAAGGUAACGAACCGCGUCACUUCCUGAAGAUCUUCAAGGGCAAAAUGAUCAACUUCACCGGUGGUCACGCCUCCGGCUUCAAGAACGUGCACGACCACGACACGUACGACGUCGACGGAACGCGUCUGUUCCGCAUCCGCGGAACCUGCGCCGACGAUGUCCGUGCGGAGCAACUGGACCAAGUCGCCGGAUCGCUCGCCUCGGACGACGUCUUCAUCCUGGAAACCCCGUCCACCACCUACGUCUGGCACGGCGUUGGAGCUUCCGACCUGGAGAAAGAGAUGGCCGCCAACAUCGUGGGAAUCAUCUCGCCGGACGCGAACCUGCAGCUGAUCGACGAGGGUUCCGAACCGGACGGCUUCUGGGCAGCGCUCGGCGGACAGGGAGACUACGAUCGCGAGCUGGACCCGACCGGAGCGCCGUUCCUGAGCCCGCGUCUGUUCCACUGCCGGAUCCUGUUCAACGGAAGACUUCGCGUCGAGGAGGUACCCCACUUCGAGCAGGAUGACCUCAACGUGGACGACGUGAUGGUGCUGGACGGUGGCGACGAGAUCUACUGCUGGAUCGGCAACGGAGCCACCGACGAGGAGCGCGCCAAGUCGAUCGACAUGGCCAAACAGUACAUCCGGACGGAUCCGUCGGAGCGCAGCGAAGAUACGGUGCCGAUCGUGAUCCUGAAGCAGGGUGACGAACCGCGCAGCUUCAAGCGACUGUUCCCGGCCUGGGACGACGGCCACUGGGAGUCGCAAGCAUCGUACGAGAGUAUCAGACAGCAAGUGUUGGACCAAAACCAGUAAGUGCUGUUAAACAUAUGAACAAAGUAUUUAAGUGAACGCGUUGCUUCCGCACAAAAAAAUAACAUGAGCCAAAUGUUUUUAAUAUGUGAUGAGUGUAUUCUAUUAAAAAUAGUGU
Messenger RNA from Culex quinquefasciatus (southern house mosquito), 2638 nucleotides. RefSeq names its product gelsolin, cytoplasmic. The record is from RefSeq and is a predicted model, not a curated record. Bases 280 to 2523 code for a protein of 747 amino acids. Gene Ontology annotation, cellular component: cytoplasm; actin cytoskeleton. Gene Ontology annotation, biological process: barbed-end actin filament capping; actin filament severing; actin polymerization or depolymerization. Gene Ontology annotation, molecular function: phosphatidylinositol-4,5-bisphosphate binding; actin filament binding. The transcript is spliced from 7 exons. NCBI's taxonomy places the organism in Eukaryota, Metazoa, Arthropoda, Insecta, Diptera, Culicidae.